AUCUCGUAAGCCAUGCCUACCAGACUUCACCACAACAGAAAGAAGCGUGGACACGUCUCCGCCGGUCACGGUCGUGUUGGCAAGCACAGAAAGCAUCCUGGUGGUCGUGGUCUUGCUGGUGGUCAGCACCACCAUCGUAUCAACAUGGAUAAGUACCAUCCUGGUUACUUCGGUAAGGUCGGUAUGCGUCACUUCCACUUGAAGCAGAACCAGUACUGGCGUCCUAUUGUCAACCUCGAUUCUCUCUGGUCUUUGGCUGGUGAGGGUGUCCGCGAGAAGUACAAGAACACCGAGAAGGUUCCCGUCAUCGAUGCUCUCCAGCACGGUUACGGCAAGGUUCUUGCCAAGGGUGAUAUCUCCCAGGCUGCCAUUGUCCGCACUCGCUUCGUAUCCCGUCGCGCUGAGGAGAAGAUCAAGGCUGCUGGUGGUGUUGUCGAGCUCAUUGCUUAAAUGUGUGUCUACUCCACAUAGUGGUUUUCAUAUUUCUUUUCUUCAAUCAUAAUAAAAAAGAUAAAGAAAUUGUCUGCAGGCUUAUAC
Molecule: messenger RNA, 537 nt
Organism: Phycomyces blakesleeanus NRRL 1555(-)
Lineage: Eukaryota; Fungi; Mucoromycota; Mucoromycetes; Mucorales; Phycomycetaceae
Exons: 4
Coding region: 13-450 (145 amino acids)
Biological process (GO): translation
Cellular component (GO): cytosolic large ribosomal subunit
Molecular function (GO): structural constituent of ribosome
Source: RefSeq, a predicted model, not a curated record